AUGGCACUAUUAGGCUUGCAAACGUUGCUCGAAGAGCCCAUGAUCAAACUGCGUUUCGGUAAGGUCCCUUUCCAUAUCGGACUUGCGAUUUCGACUUUCUGCAUCAACUUCCUUCUAUCGCACAUACUUGGUCACUAUAUCGAGUGCCCUUUUGGAGUUCCAUGGUCUAUCAUCUUCUCCCUUCUCGUCGUCGCAUGGAACUUCGCUUACAUCCCGGCACAUUACCUACUCGGACCCAUUAGGGAUGUACCAUUAGGCCACGAAUGCCAGAGAAUGCUAGAAGGUCGCGAGCCUGCCCUUGCGUAUACUGCAACGACACUGCUCUUAUACAACAUAGGUUCUGUCUCUAAAUGGCUACUUUCCCUUCGUCAGCACCCCUAUCUCGUCUCCAUUACCGCUUGUUCCUUUUUUAUUAUUUGUGAGCUUGUAGACAGACCUUGGCACAGGCUUUUGAAGGGUUACGUUAUCCUUCGGUUUGUCAAUGAUGGCUUCUGGUACUGGCCUGGCCGUCUGAUACUCUUGGGCCUUUUCAAGGAAUCUUUCUUCCUUGUUUUAUGGCUGGUCUGGAUAGUUGGGAACGGUCUGCAGGCUUUUAAUGAUGCACAUGCCGCUUUCAUCAACCCAACAAGCUUCCCCGUCAUAAUCCCAGACACUCCACGAAGCCCUUUCGUAUACGAACCGCUGGGGGAGAUGGAACUCAGACUGAUCCUAGUAUCUCCAUCACGUCGCUGGAACUUGUUUGGGUUUAUGCUAAGUCCUACUCGUUCACUUUCACAUCUGCAACUGCAGCUGGUUACAUUCAGUAGGGGUGAAUCUCCUCCCUAUGAAGCUAUCUCUUAUACCUGGGGUUCCGGAUCGAAAUCGAAGGAAAUCACAUUAAAUGGCAAGACAAUGGCCGUAUCACAAUCUGUACAUGAUAUACUGGUUCGAAGAGCAGACUAUUGGAAACAUAGGUACCUAUGGAUUGAUUCUGUCUGCAUCGAUCAAAAUAACAUCAAAGAACGAAAUAGCCAGGUGACGAAAAUGACUGAGAUAUACGAAAAUGCUUCUCGAGUCAUUGUUUGGUUUGGCUAUGCCACUGAUGCUUCUUUAGCAGUGAGCAAAUUGCUGGAUAUAUCGACUUUACUUCACGCAUACGAACCGGAUGAGCUGCUUGAGAAGCUGCUUUCGGACAAAACAGACCCAACCGAGACUGCGUCGUGGACAGCUCUUCAACGGUUAUUCUCACGACCUUGGUUCCUAAGAGUCUGGAUCAUCCAAGAGGUGAUGGUAGCCCAAGAGGUACAUAUUAUAUAUGGUGACCACUACUUGUCUUGGAAGAUGGUGGCGGAUGUUAUGCAAGGGUUUUACAAUGGACCACUAGAGCAAUUGCUUAGCAACUCCCUUGAGGACUCAGCAAUUUACUCGCCGCAGGCCUUGGCCACUGUCAGCCAAAUGCGGCAAAUCAGAGAUGACUUCCGUUCCUUAGCGGGAAUCAGAUUGGACCAUCUUUUGGCCUCAUUCAUACACAGCCAAGCAACCGUGGACAAAGAUAAGGUCUACGCGUUGCAGGGGCUCACGUCAUUUGCCAGAGAGAACGAUUCUAUUCUGCCGGUUAAAGUUGAAUACUCUGAAAGUACAUCUAUUGAAGAUGUACUUAUAGAGACUGCUGAUUUCUUGGUAAAGAGACGUCAGUGCUCUUGGAUACUCCCUCUGUCUGGUACAGGCUUUUCAGACAGAAGUCCAAGAUUGCCCUCGUGGGUGCCGCAAUGGAAACCGGAUCGAAUGGCGACGGCUCUAUCUCGAUAUAUUGAAAACGGUUCUCAGGAGGAUAGCCAUCCAGAUUACAGAUACAAAGCCUGCGGAGAAGGUUCACACCCUUCAAAUUACCAGUUCGUUCUUAACAGGGAGCAAAAGACGCUGAAGGUCAGGGGUUGUUUUGUCACUAAGAUCAAGAUGGUAGGGCCAUGCUUCCCUACCAUCGAUCAUAGCUCGGUUUGGGAAUAUGCAAGAGAAGUAAAGCAUUGGUAUGAUGACAGUAUUUCUUUUGUCCACGCAGAAGUGCAUGAUCCUUAUCUCGAUGGCCAGGGUAUUACAGAAGCCUUCUGGAGGACUCUAGUUGGUGACCGAGAGAUGCUCCAGCCAAGACCAGCUACUCUCUCUGUUGGCGAAGUCUUCCGUGUCUUGACAGAUCUCAGUAAAUUGGACUGGAACUUGUUUGGUAAUCCUCAUUCGGCUUCUAAGGGGGUGUCUUAUGGCGAUUUCUCACAAUUCUUUGACAUAGCUGAAGGAAUGAAUGAUGAGCAGAUAAAGAUGAUCUCUGGAUUGCUCUCCUCACUCCAGGACUUGGGAGGUCCACACUUGCGAGCGACAAGGUUUUUUAAAGACGUUGUUGCAUGUGCAAACGGCCGAAGAUGGUGUGUUACCAAAUCAGGCCAUAUGGGUUUUGUUCCACCUAGAAGUAUGCCAGACGACUUGAUCUGUCUCAUCUAUGGAACGCAGACACCAUACGUGCUGCGGCAAAACUUCUCCCAAGGGUCAAAUGACUUGAAAAGAACUUAUACUCUCAUCGGUGAGUGUUAUAUGCAUGGCAUGAUGGAUGGCGAGGCGCUGCAGGGCCAAAUCGAAGAAAGCUUCUUUACACUUACUUGA
Messenger RNA from Fusarium fujikuroi IMI 58289, 2631 nucleotides. RefSeq names its product related to heterokaryon incompatibility protein het-6. The record is from RefSeq and is a predicted model, not a curated record. NCBI's taxonomy places the organism in Eukaryota, Fungi, Ascomycota, Sordariomycetes, Hypocreales, Nectriaceae. Bases 1 to 2631 code for a protein of 876 amino acids. The transcript has a single exon.